UGUACCCACUCCCAUCGUGGCGGUUGUCCAUGAUCUACUGAGCGAAGGCAAUGGAGGAUCUGUCGUCUCUGCAGAAACGAAGACCUUGGAUGGGGCACCGUCCAUCGAGGCUGUCGUAACCGCAGAGAAAAUGCCCCAGUCCGCUGCACCUCCCGUUGUUGCGGCCAUGAUUGAUCUCAACUUUGGCGCUCCGCAAUCCUCAGGCGCGGAUGAGGACGAUUUCCAAGAUCUUUUCGGUGAUCUGUCUAGCGACGAUUGAGUCGGUACAACGCAUCUUUGCCCUCAUCCUUUCUAUCAUAUGUCUCGGUUCACCCCGUCCAUUCCCAUUCGCGUCCGUACAUACAACCUUUUCAUCGUAUGUCUGUUUUCUUAGUGUUGUUCACUCCAUCCAUCUCCACUCGCGUCCGUACUACCUGUACUUCAUUUGCUACCUCGUCUGGCAUCUAGAUACCCUGAUACCCAACAAUUUGAUACCCACUUACCAUCCUCUGUGAUGACUUCACGGUCACGACGACUGGGUCUCGCUGAACUGCGUCGCAGAAGGUUACAAUCCUGUUCGCUUGAUGUCUCGCGUUUGGUCCGCGUGGCUCACGGCUUCCUGU
This is a messenger RNA of Rhodofomes roseus, 602 nucleotides long. RefSeq lists its product as uncharacterized. The transcript is spliced from 2 exons. The record is from RefSeq and is a predicted model, not a curated record. Lineage: Eukaryota; Fungi; Basidiomycota; Agaricomycetes; Polyporales; Fomitopsidaceae. The coding region runs from base 210 to 494 and encodes 94 amino acids.